Messenger RNA from Penicillium alfredii, 2124 nucleotides. RefSeq names its product putative NADH-ubiquinone oxidoreductase 64 kDa subunit. The transcript is spliced from 4 exons. Lineage: Eukaryota; Fungi; Ascomycota; Eurotiomycetes; Eurotiales; Aspergillaceae. Bases 1 to 2124 code for a protein of 707 amino acids. The record is from RefSeq and is a predicted model, not a curated record. Gene Ontology annotation, molecular function: NADH dehydrogenase activity; calcium ion binding.
AUGAGUGCGGCGUUGCUCCGGAGUCGUCCGGGCGGCCCCGCGCUGAGAUCAAUUGGAUCGCUGUCGGCUCCAAUUCAAGCUUCAAGGGCUUCUAUUCGAAGCGCAAACUUUGGGUCUCGCUCGUUACAUACCUCUCAACGGCGACCGGUCCCCCAAUGGCGAGCCGUUGUACCAAGGGUCUUGACACCGAUCCGAUGUCAAACCGAAGCUGCAGCCAAGAAGACCGAACCUGCGCGCCGAUCCACCGUCCUCAAUGCGCUCUAUAAGUCGUUCGCCUACUGUGGAUUCUUCAUCAUCAGCAGCGGCGCAAUCGUGGUAGCAUUUUUCAUCUACGACGCCAGCACAUACCGCGAAUCGCCGAGCGCCGUAGACAUCCCCGUAUCAGAACUAGCCCUCAACCCACGCCGCGGAGGACCGAAGAACCUGCCCAUUGCCGAUGUACUCGUCAGCGACUAUGACUCGGACUCCAUGCUGGAGCAGAAGGACAAACCUCGUCUGGUGAUCCUCGGCACGGGCUGGGGUAGCAUUGCACUGCUCAAGAACCUCAACCCCGGCGACUACCAUGUCACCGUCGUGUCCCCGACUAAUUACUUUCUGUUUACCCCCAUGUUGCCCUCGGCUACGGUUGGUACGCUGGGCUUGCGGUCGUUGGUGGAACCUGUUCGGCGCAUCAUCGAGCGAGUUCGUGGUCACUUCCUGAAGGCGUCGGCGACGGAUGUGGAUUUCUCGCAGAAGUUGGUGGAGAUCUCUCAGGUGGACCAGGAUGGCCGUAGGAAGAACUUUUAUCUUCCGUAUGACAAGCUCGUUGUUGGUGUUGGCUGCGUGACGAAUCCGCAUGGCGUGAAAGGUCUCGAGAACUGCAACUUCUUGAAAACCAUUGACGAUGCGCGCCAGAUCAAAAACAAGGUGUUGGAGAACAUGGAACUGGCCUGUUUGCCCACCACCAAUGACGAGGAACGCAAGCGCCUGUUGUCUUUUGUGGUCUGCGGUGGUGGUCCCACUGGUGUGGAGUUUGCCGCGGAAUUGUUCGAUCUUCUCAACGAGGAUUUGCUCCAUUCUUUCCCUCGAAUUGUCCGGAAUGAGAUCUCGGUUCACAUCAUCCAGAGCCGAACUCAUAUCUUGAACACUUACGAUGAGGCGUUGUCCAAAUACGCCGAGGGUCGUUUUGCCCGCGAUGGUGUCGAGGUGCUGACCAACGCGCGUGUCAAGGAGGUGCAGAAGGAUAAAGUCCUGUUCACCCAGGUAGAGAAUGGCAAGACUGUGUCUAAGGAAGUGCCCACUGCCUUCUGUCUGUGGUCAACUGGCGUGUCUCGGGCGGAAAUAUCCGAGACACUGUCGGACAAACUCGAGGGACAGAACAACAAACAUGCAUUGGAAACCGACUCGCAUCUCCGCGUGAUCGGCGCUCCGUUAGGUGACGUCUACGCCAUUGGAGACUGCUCAACGGUGCAGAACAACGUCGCCGAAAACAUCAUCAGGUUCCUGCGCACGAUCGCCUGGGAGAAAGGCAGCGACCCCGAAAAGGUGCACCUGACCUUCUCGGAAUGGCGCGACGUCGCCAACCGAGUCAAGAAGCGCUUCCCCCAAGCCUCCAACCACCUCCGCCGCCUGGAUCGCCUCUUCGAGCAGUACGACAAGGACCACUCAGGCACCCUGGACUACGGCGAGCUCUCCGAGCUGCUGCACCAGAUCGACACCAAGCUCACCUCCUUGCCGGCCACCGCCCAGCGCGCCAACCAGCAGGGCGUGUACCUGGGCCGCAAGCUAACCAAGAUCGCGGCCGCCCUGCCCGGGCUGCGCGCCAACGAGAUCGACUACGGUGACCUUGAUGAGGCGGUCUACAAGGCCUUCAAGUAUAAGCAUCUCGGCAGCCUGGCGUAUAUCAGCAAUGCUGCUAUUUUCGACUUUGGUGGCAUGAGUUUCAGUGGUGGUGUCAUUGCCAUGUAUCUUUGGCGUAGUAUUUACUUUGCUGAGAGUGUCAGCUUCCGCACUCGCUGUAUGCUGGCUAUGGACUGGGCUAAGAGGGCGCUUUUUGGAAGAGGUCUGUUUCUACCCCCUCCCUCUUUAUCCUACCCAUUAUCCUAUCCCUCCUUGCUUCAGUCGAUUUUGCUAAUACCUAUAUGA